UUCCGGUGUCAUGGCGUGGAUGUGUGUGUUCUGAGCGCGUUUUCCGGAACAGAAUGCUUACUAGACCGUCUCCUGUUGUUUCUACUGGCUACGGCCUGCUUAGGAAAGACCCGGAGAGACCCUCAAGCCACGUAAUGGAGGCAGUGACCUUUGAGGAUGUGGCUGUGAACUUCACCAGUGAGGAGUGGGCUUUGCUGAAUUCAUCCCAGAAGAAGCUCUACAGAGAUGUGAUGGGGGAAACUUUUAGGAACAUGGUAACUAUAGGAAGGACCUCUGAUGACCAGGAAGUUGAAGGAGCAUACCAAGAUUACUGGAGAUAUCUAAGCAGUGAAGAUGUAGAGAAAUGCUGUCAAUAUAAAGUUUGGAAUCAAUAUGAAGAAACAUUUCUUUGGAAUCCAGAUACUAAAGAGGACAUGAAACAAGCUGAUUUAGCAGCAACUGAAAGCCUUGCUUAUAAAACACCUCUGAAUGGGCAUUUGUCACUAAAUGUGCCCAUUGUAGCUUACAUUGCAUCAGAGGCAUGUAAAUGUUUGACAUAUGAAAAGAAGUCUCAUAAGUGUAUUCAACAUGGAAGAAACUGCUGUGAUUCCCAGUCCCAUCAGAAGCAUGCAAGCACAAAGGCUGGAGAGAAACCUUACAAAUAUGAUCAGCAUAGGAAGUCCUACUGUGAUCUUAGUGAAAGAGCUCAUUUUAGAGAUGACUUCCUAUGUAAUAAAAUUUUGAAAGCUUCUGGCACACCCAGUGAUGAUCAAAACUGGGAAAAAAAUCACUGUUGGGGGGAACGUUGUGUUUGUAAGCAAUGUGGGAAAGGUUUCAGCACAUGGAGUGAAUGUAAAAUACAUGAAAAAGUUCACUCUGAGGAAAAACCUUAUGUGUGUAAGCAGUGUGGGAAAGCUUCCGGCACAUUUAGUAAACUUAAAAUACAUGAAAGAGUUCACACUGGAGAGAAGCCUUAUUUAUGCAAGCAAUGUGGAAAAGCUUUCAGCAGACAUGUUAAUUGUCUAAGACAUGAAAAAAUUCACACUGGAGAGAAACCUUAUGUAUGUAAGCUAUGUGGCAAAGCUUUCAGCACAAGUGAAUAUUGUCAGAGUCAUGAAAGAAUUCAUGCUGGGGAGAAACCCUAUGUAUGUACGCAAUGUGGGAAAGCUUUCAGCACACAUGGCUAUUGUCAAAGACAUCAAAGGACUCACAAUCUAGGUAAGUUGUAUAUGUGUAAGCAAUGUGGGAAAGCUUUCAGCACACGUGGAUAUUGUCAAAGACAUGAAAGACUUCACUCUGGUGAGAGACCCUAUGUGUGUAAGCAAUGUGGAAAAGCUUUCAGCACACAUGGAUAUUGUCAGAAACACGAAAGGACUCACAACCAGGAUAAACCAUAUGUGUGUAAGCAAUGUGGGAAAACUUUCAGCACAAAUCCUGAUUGUAAAAGACAUGAAAAACUUCAUAAUGGGGAGAAACCCUAUGUGUGUAAGCAAUGUGGGAAAGGUUUUAGGACUUACACUCACUGUAAAAUACAUGAAAGAACUCACACUGGGGAAAAGCCCUAUGUGUGUAAGCAAUGUGGGAAAGCUUUCAGCACACACAAUCACUGUAAAAUACAUGAAAGAACUCACACUGGGGAAAAGCCCUAUGUGUGUAAGCAAUGUGGGAAAGCUUUCAGCACACGUGGAUAUUGUCAGAUACAUGAAAGAAUUCACACUGGGGAGAGACCCUAUGUGUGUAAGCAAUGUGGAAAAGCUUUCAGAACAUGCAGUGAUUGUAAAAUACAUGAAAGAAUUCACAGUGAGGAAAAGCCCUAUGCAUGUAAGCAUUGUGGGAAAGCUUUCAGAAGAUUUAAUCAAUGUAAAAGACAUGAAGGUCUUCACACUGGGGAAAAACCUUAUGUGUGUAAACAGUGUGGGAAAGCUUUCAGCAGAAAUGCUCAUUUGCAAAGCCAUGAAAGAAUUCACACUGCAUAGAGAAACCUCAUGUAUGUAAGCAGUAUGUGAAAGAUUUCACAACAGGUUUGUAUUGUCAGAAACAUGGAAGAAUUCCAAUUGAGGAGAAACUAAGCAACGUGGGAAAUCUUUCAGGACAUGUAAAACUUAAAGAAUUCACACUGGGGAGAAACACUAGAUAAUGAUUGAUACACUGUCAGCUUGAGAAGUUUAGAAGUUUAAACAGCUCUGCAUGAAGCCAGGGAACUCACGUUUUAAACAUCCUGAGUCUGCAAGAAGAGGAUACUGAGGCAGUGUGAAUGCUACACCAGCCCAAUGGGAUGUAGUCUACUUAAAAUACAAGGGAGGAAAAGUGGCUUGCUCUUCACAUAGUUUGGCUCUUGCUGUGUUUGCUGUCUUCUGCCAUUUACAGUGUUGCCUCUGCCAUGCCACCAUGCUUUGAAGUCAUCUGAUUAUGGACUGAAACCUCCAUAAAUUGUACACUAAAUAAAUCUUUCUUUGAUUUUGGGUGUCAGGUAUUUUGUCCCAGCAACAAGAGAAAAGUAAGAGAUCCUAUGCAUGUAAACUGUGGCAGACCUUUCAAAAUAUGUGACAUAUAUCCCAUAUCCAACUACACACUGCUAAACAAAUGAAAGAAGUCCCACUGGAGAGAUAUGCUUAUUUUGAAACUCCUGUGUAAAUUUUCAUGUAUUGGAGCUUACAAAUAAUUAAUAUAAAAAUUGGAUGAUAGUAUCUCUUUAUAAAUGUUUUGGAAUGUAUGAAACCCAGGUGCAGGUAUCCUAAAGUACACACAUUGUGUAGUUUUCAAUAAAUUAUUCAUAUACAUCUA
Molecule: messenger RNA, 2763 nt
Organism: Cavia porcellus (domestic guinea pig)
Lineage: Eukaryota; Metazoa; Chordata; Mammalia; Rodentia; Caviidae
Product: zinc finger protein 791-like
Exons: 4
Coding region: 54-1955 (633 amino acids)
Biological process (GO): regulation of transcription by RNA polymerase II
Cellular component (GO): nucleus
Molecular function (GO): DNA-binding transcription factor activity, RNA polymerase II-specific
Source: RefSeq, a predicted model, not a curated record